This is a messenger RNA of Gadus chalcogrammus (walleye pollock), 2618 nucleotides long. RefSeq names its product angiopoietin-like 6 (gene angptl6). The transcript has 7 exons. Lineage: Eukaryota; Metazoa; Chordata; Actinopteri; Gadiformes; Gadidae. The record is from RefSeq and is a predicted model, not a curated record. The coding region runs from base 301 to 1773 and encodes 490 amino acids.
ACCAACACACUUUAAGGGUUUUCCUCAUCAGUCCAGUUUGCAAUUAGGGCUGUCCUCUCCUAAAACUCCCUGUGGUAAAGAUUCUAGUGAGGGCCGGGGUGACCAUUCUGGUGUAGCAGUUUAGUCCCAUCGAUUUCUUUGUGCUUCGUCAUAUUUAGCAUAUUUUGAUUCUGUCAUUUCAAAAUGGAUUAGUUAAUUCACUGCAUAAUUGAGACUAGGAUUUCACAGUUUCGAAGCCAAAGGGGACACAAGGCAGACGUUUUCAGCAAGGAGGGGGGCCAUACAAACCCCAACGCAUACAUGGAGAAGACAUUAACGUUGAGUCUGGUGAUGCUUUUCCUCACGCUUCAUCUGGGUUUACCGGAAGUCCUUGGACGGACGGAGGACCCUCACGCCGACGUCAACGUGAAGAAACGACCUCCGCACGCCUCGGAAGCCAAAAGUGGCCGCUGCUCGUACACCUUCAUCGUCCCGCAGCAGAAGCUGAAGGGAGCGCUCUGCGUGAGCACCGCCCAUGAGACCAACCGCUCCGAGGUGGCUUCCCUGCGGGUGGAGCUGGCCCGGCAGCAGGAGCACCUCGAGACGCUCAGGGCCCAGCUGGAGCGGGAAGGGAGCCAGGCCAUGGAGGUCAGGGCCCUGAGAACGGAGAGCAACAGUUUGAACACCCGGAUCACCCAGCUCUAUGCUCAGCUGCUGCAUGAAGUCAUCGACAAGAAGGACCAGGUGUUGGAGCAGAAACGGGUUGAGAGCCUUCUGCUGAAUGCUACUACACAGGCGCUGCAGGUUUCUAGUAAUUUCAGAGAGCUGGAGAAGAAGUAUGGAGCCCUGACCUCGAUGAUUACCUCUCAGAAUCAGUUCAUUGCCCGUCUCGAGAAGCAGUGCCAGUGCAGGAACACCACACUGGCCUCACCGGUGACUCCUGAACCAGAAAGACUCCGGUCCCAAGAACACCACAAUAUCAGCUCCGAGGCCAGUGCAACGUCCAACGAUGUUCAAAGAGAUCAGAGUGGCCCUCCUUCGCAGGAAGACAAGCUGAUUGGGAAAGCCACUGUCCCCACAAUUACCACAGCCAGCACUCCCACAGAUCAUCCCUUCAUCAGUUUCCCAGUCACCAAGACCCCAGGGCCAUGGCGGGACUGCCAGCACGCCAUGGAUUCAGGCGAGACCAUCAGCGGCAUCUACCUGCUUCGCCCACAGGGCGCCAACCGACUCCUGCAGGCAUGGUGUGACCAGACGAGCGCUCAGGGCGGCUGGACCGUCAUCCAGCGGAGACAGGAUGGAUCGGUGAACUUCUUCAGGACCUGGGAGCAGUACAAGCAAGGUUUCGGUAACCUCGAUGGAGAGUACUGGCUGGGGCUGGAGCACCUGUACUGGCUGACCAAGCAGACUCACUACAAGCUCCGGGUAGCCCUGGAAGACUGGCAAGGCCGGCAGGUCUAUGCAGAGUACGACAGCUUCUAUAUAGAGCCGGAGAGCGACUGGUACCGCUUACGUCUAGGAGAAUACCAGGGGAACGCUGGAGACUCUCUCUCCUGGCACAACAACAAGGCCUUCACCACCCUGGAUCGAGACAAGGACGGCUUCUCAGGUAACUGUGCUCACUUCCAGAAAGGUGGAUGGUGGUACCAUAUGUGUGCCCACUCCAAUUUGAACGGCGUGUGGUAUAGAGGCGGGCACUAUCGCAGCCGCUACCAGGACGGGGUCUACUGGGCAGAGUUCCAUGGAGGCUCCUAUUCUCUCAAGCGAGUGGCCAUGAUGAUCAAACCUGCGUGACGGAAAGGACCGUCCUAUUUGGAAUCAGAUGUGUUUAAACGUGGUUGUUAUUUUUUCUAUUUCAUUUGUGCUUUGUUUUUGUUUUUUAAGCUACGUUCUGAACACUUUUCAAUAAGGGUACAAAUUACAAUAAUUAAUUACUUAACAUUAGUUAAUGUAGUAAUAAUCAUGAGCUAACAAUUGACUUACAGUUAAUUAAACAGUUAACAAAUGUACUAUUAACGGCGUUAACGCAAACCAAUUUUAACGGCGGAAGAAAAGCCCAUACACCUAUCUGUUGGAUGAUGGUAGAAUCUGGAACACAUCACAUCUUUCUGUACUACCAGAAAUGAACACUAUGGACAAUGACACUGAACAAACCGAGCCUCAACGAGUGACAAAUGUGGACAGUAGACCUGAGAGGUUUAGGCAACCGCCUACCUGGGCUAAAGACUGUGUCAUGUACUAAAGAACCUGCAUAAAUAUGCCUUUUGUUGGUUGUUAAAGAAAAUAAUGCAUGCAUGAAAAUGUUUGGUAUGCAUACUGUUAAAUGCUAUUGUAAUGGUUGAUUGGUUGUCAUUUUAUUAUUUGAAAAUGUUAUAGGCGUGGUGUAACUUGAAUUCAAUUACAAAAGUAAUUUUAAGUUUUGUUAUGAAGGAAUUCGCCUUUAUUGGAAGGGGGAGAUGUUGUGUUCACUACUGCAUUGAGUUACUCAUACAGUUAUGUCCGUUGAAUUGUACAGCCUCUAGGUGGCGUAGUAAUGCAGAUGGAUAGAGGCGAGAGGAGGAUAAGAAGAAUGUAUGUUGAUACAAGAACGGAGAUAAAGAGUUGGCUGGAAAGUAACGCGAUCUUGUUGGUUAUUACUG